Messenger RNA from Cucumis melo (muskmelon), 3418 nucleotides. Its product is annotated as ATP synthase subunit a-like. The record is from RefSeq and is a predicted model, not a curated record. NCBI's taxonomy places the organism in Eukaryota, Viridiplantae, Streptophyta, Magnoliopsida, Cucurbitales, Cucurbitaceae. Gene Ontology annotation, biological process: proton motive force-driven ATP synthesis. The coding region runs from base 2086 to 3054 and encodes 322 amino acids. Gene Ontology annotation, molecular function: proton transmembrane transporter activity. The transcript has a single exon.
AUGCAUAAGCAUUCCAAGUGAGAUGCCCAAGAUCAAAGGAACGAGGGGAAGAAUCAGGAGGACGUAGAAGCUAGGCUUUCCGAUUAUUUUGAGGUUUUUAGUAAAAGAAAGCCUAUCUUCCUUUCACUUCCUUUAAGCCCAAAUAUCAUAUUGCUCGGCUCCAGCACUUGCACGAGUAUUCGCUUCGCUUCUUUCUCUCGCACUCCUCACUCUCCUUUCAGUCGAGACCUCCGUUAGGAUCAAAGAGGUCUGGAGGACGGGUUCAUAUUCCAUUUCAUGACUCCUUCUACGGGAGGCCCUCAGUCCUUGUUUAUAUCCAUAUUCACAGUCGAUCUUCUUCUUCACGUCCGGAGGACUGGUCCGAAGGACUGAUUUAUAUCCAUAUUAACCUGUCCGGAGGUUAUGAAAUAACUCGACUCAAAAUGAUGAGAGGUUCAAAGCUCAUUGAAUAAGGACUUCCUUAUCCCUUAUUAGGAGUGCAACUCAUGAAAUUCCACUAACCCGCUUUGAAUAUGGAUUUCUCAAAUUCUUUGAUAAGGAAUUCGCUUCGCCCCUCUCCUUCCUAACCUCAGUCGAGUGGCUUCGCCCCUCUCCUUAUUUUCUUGAGGGCUCCUUCUAAUUGGAUAAGGAAGGAAUGAGCUUGAAAAUUCUGAGAUCAUUCUUUGAUCCUUAUCAGUCGAGUUAUUUCAUAACCUACGGACGGACCCUUAAUUGAAUCCAUAUUCAUCUGAAAAAGAAAAGGAGCGGUUAGGAGUUGAAUGAAAGCGAAAGUCCUUAUCCUUCAAAUUCAAUGAAAAGGAGUGCAACGAAGAAAAUUCCACUAACCCGUCAUCUAGACCUCUUAUAAUUCUACGGCUCCUCUCCUUCCUAACCUCAGUCGAGUGGCUUCGCUCUGAACCUAUAUUUUUUUCUACGAGUACCUUCGCUCUGAACCUUCCUAACCUCAGUCGAGUGGCUUCGCUCCUCUCCUGACAGUCGAGCCGCUUUCGCUCCUCUUGACUAUCCAUAUUAACCUGUUCCAAAAACAAAGGUCCAGGUGAUAGCUUAAUGCGAGCCCUUGUUCAUUGCCUUGAUAGGCUUGGAGUUGAUUCCACUUUUGUCUCUUCUUUAGGCUUGAUUUUCUUCUUCUUCCUUGCCUCCUGGUUGUCUUUUCAUCUUUUUUCAAUCAAAAAGCGUGAGGAUCAAAGAAUUUGAGAUGUUAGAAGGUGCAAAAUCAAUGGGUGCCGGAGCUGCUACAAUUGCUUCAGCGGGAGCUGCUGUCGGUAUUGGAAACGUCUUCAGUUCUUUGAUCCAUUCCGUGGCGCGAAAUCCAUCAUUGGCUAAACAAUCAUUUGGUUAUGCAAUUUUGGGCUUUGCUCUAACCGAAGCUAUUGCAUUGUUUGCUCUAAUGAUGGCCUUUUUGAUCUCAUUCGUAUUCCGAUCGAAAAGGUUUCAGUCUCACAUCUUGAACAUCAGAAAGCCGUCCCUCUUCCUAUGGUCGAGCUACUUCCGUCCCUCAUCUGGAGCUUUUUCUUUCUCCAUAUUCACCUGUGUCCUUAUGAAAUGAGCUUCGAUCAUUCUUUGACUUUAUUCAUUGAUUCAGUCGAGACCUCUGGAACUCGUCCGGAGUCAUUUCAUUGUCCUUAUCAAUUUCAACUCCUACUCCGCCUCUAUCUGAAUUGGUUCUACGUAGCUUAAUUAGUCCGAAGGACAGGUGAAUAUGGAUUUCAGACUCCUUCUACGCGGUCCGAAGGCUCAAAGAAUUUGAGAAAAAGAAAGUCACUAGAAUGAAACUAAAGAGGACGCUCGACUGAAAGGAGUCCAAGAUUCAAGCUUCAUCAAUGAACAAGGGCUCGACUGAAAGGAGAGAAGGAGGCUCAAUGAAAUAUGAGUUCGUUCGUCAUUCCACUAGAAAAAAAGGAUUCCACAUUCAAGAGGACCGGACAAUAGCCUGAGUCGAGUAAUGGGAAGCGGGCUAGUCCCCGAAAAUGCUCGUUCCUCUGACGUUGGGGCUUACAAUGAACCUUGUGACUCUAACUCUUCUUCAAAAAAAGCGUCUCUAUAUAUAUAGAUCAGUCUUGACUUAUCUCAAGCAAUGUCCAUCCCAUGCCUUUCUUGGUUGGACCAACCCAACCGGCGAUUUCCGACAAGUCUUUCUUCAUUUUUCUUGAAAGAAGCGGAACUACAGGGAUGAAAUUCAAAGUGUUUCUGACUCUGACGCCCAACAGCCCACUUGAGCAAUUUGCCAUUCUCCCAUUGAUUCCUAUGCAUAUAGGAAACUUUUAUUUCUCAUUCACAAAUCCAUCUUUGUUUAUGCUGCUCACUCUCAGUUUGGUCCUACUUCUGCUUCAUUUUGUUACUAAAAACGGAGGAGGAAACUCAGUACCAAAUGCUUGGCAAUCCUUGGUAGAGCUUAUUUAUGAUUUCGUCCCGAACCUGGUAAACGAACAAAUAGGUGGUCUUUCCGGAAAUGUGAAACAAAAGUUUUUCCCUCGCAUCUCGGUCACUUUGACUUUUUCGUUAUUUCGUAAUCCCCAGGGUAUGAUACCUUAUAGCUUCACAGUGACAAGUCAUUUUCUCAUUACUUUGGGUCUCUCAUUUUCUCUUUUUAUUGGUAUUACUAUAGUGGGAUUUCAAAGAAAUGGGCUUCAUUUUUUCAGUUUUUUAUUACCCGCAGGAGUCCCACUGCCAUUAGCACCUUUUUUAGUACUCCUUGAGCUAAUCCCUCAUUGUUUUCGCGCAUUAAGCUCAGGAAUACGUUUAUUUGCUAAUAUGAUGGCCGGUCAUAGUUCAGUAAAGAUUUUAAGUGGGUCCGCUUGGACUAUGCUAUGUAUGAAUAAUCUUCUCUAUUUCAUAGGAGAUCCUGGUCCUUUAUUUAUAGUUCUUGCAUUAACCGGUUUGGAAUUAGGUGUAGCUAUAUCACAAGCUCAUGUUUCUACGAUCUCAAUCUGUAUUUACUUGAAUGAUGCUACAAAUCUCCAUCAAAAUGGUUAUUUAUUUAUAAUUGAACAAAAGCGAGGCUCCGUAAGGUUAUUCUUUAUAUGGAUUUCUUUCGUUGCACUCCUGAAUUUAUGAGAAUUCAGUCCUUUCGCUUUCUUUAUGAAAUUCCUUGUUCAUUGACUCCUUAUCAGUCGACUUUCUUCGAACCUUACUAUUUGGAGAGUGAUUUCUGAAAAUCAAGGGCUCCUGAAAAUAUUCUCAUUCAGUCCUUUCGCUUUCUUUAUGAAAUUCCUUGUUCAUUGACUCCUUUUAGACAAAUACAAAGAGAGAUGCCCGUCCUUUUGACUCAAGAUUCCAUAUUAAGCGAACCUCUUCCACUCGCAAAGAUCAUUCUUUCGAUCAUUCUUUGAGCCUUGGACUGAUUUUGACAUAUGAAAUUUCUUCUUUUUCUUAGCUCAAAUGAAGAAAAAGCUAGGGCUCGACUGAUAAGGAGAGCAAA